This is a messenger RNA of Asterias rubens (European starfish), 1851 nucleotides long. Its product is annotated as organic cation transporter protein-like. The transcript is spliced from 10 exons. Lineage: Eukaryota; Metazoa; Echinodermata; Asteroidea; Forcipulatida; Asteriidae. Gene Ontology annotation, molecular function: transmembrane transporter activity. The record is from RefSeq and is a predicted model, not a curated record. Gene Ontology annotation, cellular component: membrane. Gene Ontology annotation, biological process: transmembrane transport. The coding region runs from base 406 to 1482 and encodes 358 amino acids.
CCUGGGUGCUGACAUUCCCUCCAAUUGCAAAGGUGUUCGUUUACGGCAGCAUAAUCUGUCACACGUCUGCAAAGUACCUUACUCGCAAGACAACUGAAUGCUUGGUCCACUCUCUCGUAUCUUCUCGACUGGACUUUGCUAACGCUUUCCUGAAUCAUUUGGUACUAUUGCAAGAUAUACGAGUUGGUGUGUGAAAGCCAAGCAGCCGCAAGUUUUCUGCAGUCUGUGUACUUUGGCGGGCUUCUAUGUGGCUCGUUUUUCUUCGGUUCUGUUGCAGAUUGGAUUGGACGCAAGCCAACCAUCUACAUUGGUGCAUCUUUGUUUCUCCUUGGCGGUCUUGCAAACAUAGCUUCUCCCUAUGCAGCUGUAUAUCUAGUUUUAAGGUUUAUUGUAGCUGCUGGUGGAAUGGGAGCUUAUCUUGUUGCAUAUGUGCUAGUAACCGAGUAUGUGGGCACAAGUAGACGUGUUUUAGUUGGUAUCUCAAUUCAGUUCUUCUUCGCCACUGGAUUGACUCUCCUCCCGCUAUUGGCCUACCUCAUUCGCACUUGGAGACUUCUUCAACUUUGUAUAGCAGCACCAACAGCCCUUUACUUCUUACUUUACUUCCACAUGCCUGAGUCUGCCCGAUGGCAAGUCUCUAAAGGAAGAUACCGACAAGCUGAAACAACACUCCGACAAAUCGCUAAAGUUAACAAGAAAGACUUCCCUGAAGAUGCAUUUUCACCCCAAGCUAUAAAAGCUGCAAGAGAACAAUCGACGGUAGGAGGACAGCAAACAGCAGCUGGACUUUUUAAAACUCCAAACAUGCGUGCUAAAACAUUGAAUCUGAUGUUUAACUGGUUCGUAAACAGUAUGGUUUAUUAUGGAUUAGGUCUAAGCACGUCUAAUCUUGGUGUUGAUGACUACUUGGCCUCUGUCAUUUCGGGUGUUAUUGAGUUUCCAUCCUAUGUGUAUUGUAUUACUGCUAUGCAAUAUGUAGGCCGACGCAUCAAUCUGAGUGGAAACAUGCUGGUUGGUGGUGUAGCGUGUGUCAUUACUGCUUUCAUGGAUAUGGGGACAGCGCGGACAAUAAUCGCGAUGAUCGGCAAGUUUUGCAUUGCAGCUUCGUUUGCGAUCAUUUUUGUUGUCUCGGGUGAAAUUUACCCAACGCCCGUCAGGAGUGCUGGAAUGGGAAUAUCUUCCACUGCAGCUCGUAUUGCUGGUAUCCUGUCCCCGUUCAUGCUGGAGUUGGGGUCCUUGUGGGAACCACUCCCCUUUAUCUUAUUUGGAGGGCUCUCAAUCGCUGCUGGUUUACUCGCCCUUCUGCUUCCGGAGACAAAAGAUAAAAUACUCCCGGAAACAUUGGAAGAAGGAGAAGCAUUUGGAAAGCCCAAAUGCAUGGGAGACGGCAAAGAAAUCGACAACGACGUCGAUAUGUUGGUCAUUCAACCUACCACCAAGCAGGGUGAAAACAACAACGCUUACGAAUCGGAAAAACAGUAGCAACAAUGUCAUCCAUUUAAAUACAACAGUAGGAAAAUCCAAACACUUGGAGAAAGGUGAAAAAUAUUAUACAUUUUCCCGUCGAGUAAUUUGAGCAAAAAUUCAUUUGAUUUCACCAACACGAUGCCUAUUUAUAUUCUUGUUUCCCCCAUUGCCCCAAACUAUAGGGUCUAUUUUAGUUAUUUUAUGCGUUACAUGUAUUUCGUUUUCGUGCAAGCGUCAUUUCGUUUUUCAGACUCGUUUUAGUCACCCUGCUUCACUAGACGUUUAAAGGCCGCGCAUGGACACUAUUCAUGCUAUUGGUAAAUACUCAAAAUAGUUACCAGCAUACAACCUCAAUUGGUAACGAGUAACGGAGAGCUGUUGAUA